GUUGUUGAUGUUCCGCAGCGGAGCGCGAGCGCUGCCCUUUCACCUCAGCAUCGAGCGCUUCACAACAAUCCGCAAAAUUCCUGCUGCAACGGCCGGGGCGCGGGGAGCGGGAGCGGCGGCGGCGCAUGGACACCCCGCGGGAGCUGGCUGAGCACUCACCACGGUCUGAGAGAAAGAGGAGGGAUUCGUUUGGAAUGUUUGACGGCUAUGACAGCUGCAGUGAGGAUAGCAGCAGCAGUUCAAGUUCAGAUGAGAGUGAGGAGGAAGUUACCUCAAUACCAGCCAGUCUUCCACUCAUCAAAACCAAUGGACAAGUCUACACAUAUCCCGAUGGGAAAUCUGGCAUGGCAACCUGUGAGAUGUGCGGGAUGGUUGGUGUGAGGGAUGCCUUUUAUUCCAAGACCAAACGGUUUUGCAGUGUUUCCUGCUCCAGAAGCUAUUCAUCCAACUCCAAGAAAGCCAGCAUUUUAGCCAGACUUCAGGGAAAACCUCCAACAAAGAAAGCAAAGGUUUUACAGAAGCAACCUCUAGUAGCUAAAUUAGCAGCCUACGCACAAUACCAGGCUAGCCUACAACAGAACCAAACCAAGAGUAAAGCAGCAAUCUCUGUGGAGGGAUUUGACUGGGGUCAUUAUGUCUGGAGCAAUAAGUUUACAGGGGCUCCUGUAAGCUGCUUUAAACAUGUACCUAUGGGAACCCGCUGGGGUGACAUUGCAGAGGGUGUAAGGGUGGAAGUUCCUAAUACAGACAGUAAUCUGCCAACCAAGGUGUUCUGGAUUGCAGCUAUUAUCAAACUAGCAGGUUACAAGGCUCUCCUUCGAUACGAAGGUUUUGACAGUGACUCCAGUCUUGACUUCUGGUGUAAUAUCUGCGGUUCUGAUAUCCAUCCCGUUGGUUGGUGUGCAACUAGUGGGAAGCCUUUAGUUACUCCUCGCACUAUCCAUCACAAAUACACAAACUGGAAAGCUUUUCUUGUGAAAAGAUUAACGGGUGCCAAGACACUUCCUCCUGAUUUCUGCUCUAAGGUUGCUGAGAGCAUGCAGUACCCUUUCAAGACUGCUAUGCGUGUGGAAGUGGUUGAUAAAACGCACCUCUGCCGAACACGGAUAGCGGUGGUUGAAAGCAUUGUGGGAGGCCGAUUGCGGCUGAUCUACGAAGAAUGCGAUGAUGGGACGGAUGAUUUCUGGUGUCAUAUGCUGAGUCCCCUCAUUCACCCUGUUGGUUGGUCUCGGAGUAUUGGACAUCGUUUUAAGCGAUCGGAUGGUUCAAAGAAGCAGGAUGUACAGUGUGAUGCUGCAGCACAUUUGUUUGCAAAGGUGAAAGAUGUAGACCAGAGUGGAGAGUGGUACCAGGAAGGGAUGAAAUUGGAAGCAAUUGAUCCACUAAAUCUUUCUGCUAUUUGUGUAGCAACUGUAAGAAAGGUUUUAGCAGAGGGGUACCUAAUGAUCGGGAUAGAUGGCUCUGAGGCAGCAGAUGGUUCUGACUGGUUUUGCUACCACUCAACAUCUCCUUCAGUCUUUCCUGUGGGGUUUUCUGAAAUUAACAAGAUUGAGCUAACGCCACCAAGAGGUUACACCAAACUUCCUUUCAAAUGGUUUGACUACUUAAGGGAAAUGGGGUCUGUAGCAGCACCUGUUAAACUGUUCAACAAGGAAGUUCCAAAUCACGGAUUUCGCAUUGGAAUGAAACUGGAAGCAGUGGAUCUGAUGGAGCCACGUCUGGUUUGUGUGGCAACUGUCACCCGCAUUGUCCAUCGUCUCCUGAGGAUCCACUUUGAUGGUUGGGAGGAUGAAUAUGAUCAGUGGGUUGACUGUGAAUCUUCUGACCUGUACCCUAUUGGAUGGUGUGAAUUGACUGGUUACCAGCUUCAGCCCCCAGCAUCACAGUCCUCGAGGGAGAAUCAAACCAAUGUGAUGAAGAAGAAAAAGGCAAAGUCCAGUCAGUACAAGGGACACAAAAAAAAAAGGAAGAAGCCAGUUGGGAAGAAGCUUGUCAGUGUGUCGAGCCUGCCCAUGAGUGGCAGGGUGCGGAGGAGUUUCUCUGGCGAUGAUGAGUUGACUCCUCCAUAUCGAACUCUUCCAAUCCAGACAGCUCCCGAGGCCAUCACGCCUCCCAGCACUAGCAGAGAGUUCAAUCCUAGUCUCAAAGCAGCCAGCAGUAGUAAGCACCGGGACAUCAUCAUCUGGUGACAAAGGGCUUUCAGUGAUCCUCUACUGCAGUUACUGCCAACCACCAGGGUCAGCAUUGCAGCACAAGGAGAAUUUUGUGGAUGUUGAUGAGUUCCACUUCCUUCAAGGUGCUUCUAAUCAGGAGAGCAAGGGAUCUGGCAGCUAAGCCAUCACACACGACCUUAAGGACUCUGCCACCAGGCUUGUAUCAAGCAGGGAUCCUUGAUCGAAGGAUCGUCUCCUUUAAUCUGCUGAGUCUCUGACACAGUGGUACUUCACUGCUGCAGUCUUGCCAAGAGCAAUGGAGAGGCAGUUCAGUGAUUUUUACUGUACAUUUGGACAAGUUGUUUAUUUUAGGGGGUGAAAAGGAGCUGUUUUUCAGGCCCCACAUUGGACUAUCUUGUAUAUUAUACUUGAAUUUUUUGAGUAGGGAGGGGUGAGGGAGGAAUGUUCAAUGUUCAACAUGUUUUGGUGAUGUGCUCACGAUGAGCAUUCUGUGACUACACAUUUGGGUGAAGUUAUGUUAACUUUCCCUCCUCCAGCCUAAGUAAACAUCAUACACAAUAACUUUUUAAAUUAUUUACUUAAAGAUUGAAAGCAUUCUUUUUGGUAUAAAUUCAAAAUGAAAAAAAAUUUACGCAAUUGGUCAACUGAUGCAUUUGAAUACUCAGGAAGUUGAUGCUUGCAUUUCAACAGUACUUGUGGGCCGCAGCCUUUCUCUCAUCCUCUGAGCCAGUUUUAUUUGUGUUUCUUCAUGUCACAGAGCAGCACUGCGGCCCCCAAGAACAAAGUCUUUACAUGUCAUCAACACUUUGUUUUUAAACAAAAGUUUCUCUUUUUUUUCCCUGAGACCCACGUGAGUUUCCAUUGGGGUCUGUGUGUGUGCAUGUGGGGAGACUACAUUGAGCCCCUAUCCCUCUUCAUUGUCGUGCUGAUAUGCUUUGAAUGUUCCUUCUUAAUUCUAACACAGGCAUUUGAGGGAGGUAAGUACUGGCUUUUCAGAGGAUCUUAUGUGAACAUUUUGUGUAAAUAUGGAGACCUGUAGCUCAGUGGUUAGAUCACUCACCUCGCAAGUGAGA
This is a messenger RNA of Callorhinchus milii (elephant shark), 3247 nucleotides long. It is a transcript of the gene mbtd1, whose product is annotated as mbt domain containing 1. The record is from RefSeq and is a predicted model, not a curated record. The coding region runs from base 126 to 2189 and encodes 687 amino acids. Gene Ontology annotation, cellular component: nucleus. Gene Ontology annotation, biological process: regulation of DNA-templated transcription. The transcript is spliced from 18 exons. Gene Ontology annotation, molecular function: zinc ion binding. NCBI's taxonomy places the organism in Eukaryota, Metazoa, Chordata, Chondrichthyes, Chimaeriformes, Callorhinchidae.